UUCCACCCAGAUUCAUUCGGUUCUUGUUUGUUGCCGGUGGUGGUUGGUUCUAGAGUUUUGCGCGCUCGACCUUUUAUUUUUGCAAUUGUUGCAAAAGCAAGUGAAAGUUACUGGAAACUAUCUAUCAAUUCUGUGAAAUCUGAAGUACAUCUGAGUUUAAGCCGGGAAGUUUUUUUUUGCUGGAGCAAGCAAAAAUGUCGUACGAUGGUGGAAAUUGUGAUGGGAAUGACGGAAACGGAUCGGCAUUCUUCAUCCGCUUGCGCGGAUUGCCAUGGAACAUAACGGAGGAUGAGAUACGAGAUUUCUUGAACGGGGUUGACAUUGAAAACGUUCAUAUUUGCAUCAAUUCCAUGACAAAGCGCCAAACGGGUGAAUCUUACCUGCGCUUACCGACCCUGGACGAUCAAAUUAAAGCACUGGAUCUGAACAAGGCUACCAUUGGUCAUCGGUACAUUGAAGUUUUUACGGCUACGGAGGAUCAGUAUGAAAGCGCUGUCAACGAUUCCGAUGAUGGCGAGGAUGGGGGACCAGUUCUGAAGAUGCGUGGUUUGCCCUGGUCAUGUACCAAGGAUGAUAUCAAGCGGUUCUUUAACGGGUUGGCGAUUAAGAAUGGCUAUAAUGGGAUUCUUUUGCUACUGGAUCAGCUGGGACGGGCAUCAGGGGAGGCGAUUGUUGAAUUUGCAUCCGAUGCCGAUGCGGAAAAUGCCAUGAGCAAACAGAAAGAGAAGAUUGGGAGCAGAUACAUAGAGCUGUUCCGCAGCAGCACGAAGGAAAUGAAAUGGGCCGAGAAGCGACUUCGCCGGAUGUCCCCAUACGGGGGUGGACGCGGAAGCAGCUCGAACGGUGGCGGUAGCAGCGGUGGCGGCGGUGGAAGUAACGGUGGAGGUAGCAGAGCACGCUUCCCACCAGGCCAGGGCUAUGGCCGUGGAUCCGGAGAUGAAUUCGAUGGCGGCGCCGGCGGUGGAAACAGUGGCUGGAGCAACCGCAGUGACAAUGGCUACGGCGGAGGGAGCGGUGGUAACAGCUACGGGUCGACCGGUGGCAGUAAAAUUGGAGGCGGUAGCAGCGGUGGCAGCUUGUACUCCGGUGGGUUGGCCAACAAUAUGGGCAACGUUGACAUCUUGAGAUUGUUGCAGGAUCAGUUGAAACGCGGAGGUGGCACCAACUACGGCUCGGGACGCAGCACCAGCAGUGGUGGUAAUUACAGCAGCAGUGGUUUCGGUGGUAGCAGCGGAUUCGGCGGAGGGACCGGAAGCUCUGGAGGAGGUUUUGAUUCCGACCGUGGUUACCGCUCAAGUGUUGGUGGCAGCAGCGGUGGCACUGGAUAUGGCAGUGGCGGCAACAGUUAUGGAGGGAGCAGCAGCUAUGGUGGUAGUGGCUAUGGCGGCGGUAGCAAUUCCGGUGGCAAUAGCUACGGCAGUAAUGGAGGUGGUGGCGGCGGCGGCAACAACUUCAGCAGCAGUGACUUUUUCAGCGGCGAACAGGACCUGUUCUGUGUGCAUUUGCGGGGAAUGCCGUUCAGUUGCGAUGAGCAAGACAUUUAUGACUUUUUCAUGCCCUUGAGGCCGGUCAAGUGCAACGUUUCGUUCGAUUCCAGAGGACGACCCUCCGGAGAAGGAGAUGCCUUCUUCGAUACGAUGGAGGAAGCUAUGAAGGCGAUGAAGAAGCACAAGGAAAAGAUGGGCUCGCGAUACAUUGAAUUAUUCGCUGGCUCACGAAAGGCCCAGAAUAAAUUUUUGGACUAAACACCAUCCAAUUUGUGUAAACUAAUGAGAUUCAGCUACUUUUAUCUAAGCAAGAGAGGAAAUUCCGCUUCCAGAUGUAGGUUAUAAAGACUUUUGUUUUACCCGAGUUAAAUAUCGGUCACACGAAACCAUACAUUAGGACAUAAGACGCAAAAAAGGAACUUUCAAUUUCAUCAAUCGUAUGUUACUCUAAACUGUAUCAGCAUACCAUAACAGGCAUAGAAAGCACUAACGUUCAAAGGCAACGGUGAAAAACUCUUUAUUUUUAAUCCUAGGGUAGGAAAUUUCUGUCUUGGAAGAAAUGACGCAAUUUCCCGAAGUAAUAAGCCACUAGACUUACUUCCGUGAUGAUAAAUUCUCAACAGUGGUAGAAAUGCUGUGGAAUUAACAUGCACAUUAAAUAAUAAAUCAGUAUCUACAUUUCAGAACUUCAA
This is a messenger RNA of Toxorhynchites rutilus septentrionalis, 2179 nucleotides long. It is a transcript of the gene glo, whose product is annotated as heterogeneous nuclear ribonucleoprotein H3. Bases 195 to 1745 code for a protein of 516 amino acids. Gene Ontology annotation, molecular function: RNA binding. Gene Ontology annotation, cellular component: ribonucleoprotein complex; nucleoplasm. The record is from RefSeq and is a predicted model, not a curated record. Lineage: Eukaryota; Metazoa; Arthropoda; Insecta; Diptera; Culicidae. The transcript has 6 exons. Gene Ontology annotation, biological process: regulation of RNA splicing.